AUGGACGCUAAACCUGCCACUUUCUCCUUGGCCUCUGCGCCUGUUGCGUCUCCCGCAAAGUCCGAGAGUGCUUCCAAGCCCAAGCCCUGCUGCGUAUGCAAGGAUGAGAAAGCAAAGCGUGAUGAGUGUAUGCUUUUCUCAACAGCCAAGAACCCUGCUGCCGACUGCGUAUCCCUCGUCGACCAAUACAAGAGCUGCAUGCAGGGCUUCGGUUUCAGCGUAUAA
This is a messenger RNA of Trichoderma gamsii, 225 nucleotides long. RefSeq names its product cytochrome c oxidase assembly protein subunit 17. NCBI's taxonomy places the organism in Eukaryota, Fungi, Ascomycota, Sordariomycetes, Hypocreales, Hypocreaceae. Gene Ontology annotation, biological process: mitochondrial respiratory chain complex IV assembly. Gene Ontology annotation, molecular function: copper chaperone activity; copper ion binding. The transcript is spliced from 3 exons. Gene Ontology annotation, cellular component: mitochondrial intermembrane space. The record is from RefSeq and is a predicted model, not a curated record. The coding region runs from base 1 to 225 and encodes 74 amino acids.